Molecule: messenger RNA, 1391 nt
Organism: Anthonomus grandis grandis
Lineage: Eukaryota; Metazoa; Arthropoda; Insecta; Coleoptera; Curculionidae
Exons: 2
Coding region: 4-1080 (358 amino acids)
Source: RefSeq, a predicted model, not a curated record
UAUAUGGAUGAUUUAAAAAUAAUGGCUGCAACUAGGAACCAACUAAACCAAAUGCUGCAUAUAGUAGAAGAGUUCUCCAAUGACAUCGGCAUGCAAUUUGGACUAGAUAAAUGCCGUACUCUCAAUAUAAUCCGAGGAAAAAUUCAGCCAGGAGAAUAUCAGAUGCAGAAUGUCCAGACCAUCGAGGCCAUGGGCGAACAUGAAAUUUACAAAUACUUGGGGAUGAAACAAUCACAAACGAUUGAACAACAAACAAUGAAAUGCGAACUGACUAACGAGUUUGUGAAAAAGGUAAGACAAGUUUUGAGAACCAAUCUCAACAGCAAAAAUAUUUUUAAGGCACUUAACUCCUAUGCAUGUUCAGCUCUUAGUUAUUCAUUUGGGGUAAUUAAUUGGAGUAGGACAGACAUAGAAAGGCUACAAAGAAAAGUGAGGGCCCUACUUACUAAAACGCACAACCACCACCCUCGAAGUGCCACUGAAAGAACAAUGCUUCCCCGCCACCUUGGAGGAAGAGGAUUAAUAGAUCUGGGUAAACAACUUGAAAAACAAAUCACUAACUUAAGAUCCUAUUUUUACAGGCAAGGAGAAAAUUCCACGCUGCAUCGCGCAAUAAAUCAAAUAGACGAUUCCACUCCUCUACAACUUAAGAGCGAGGAAGCGCGCAGCUACCAUCAUACGGACCAGGAAAAACUCCGCAUCUGGAUGGAGAAGCCCCUUCAUGGGCGGCAUCCUAAUGAGAUCAGCCAAAAUCAUGUCGACACUGCUUCGUCGAACUAUUGGUUGGUAUCAGGCAAGAUGUUUCCAGAAACCGAGGGCUUUCUACUCGCCAUCCAAGAUCAGGUUAUACCAACAAGAAAUUAUCUCAAGCACAUCGUCAGAGAUCCGUCCGUACAAAACGACAAAUGCCGGUAUGGAUGCCAAACAUCAGAGACAAUCCAGCACAUAAUAGGAGGAUGUCAGGCCUUUGCAGCGACAGAAUACAAAGAACGGCACGACUCAGUUGGGAAAAUUUUACAUCAAGAGUUGGCAAUGAAGUUGGAACUUAUUACAACAGAGAAGGAAAACAACUCUAAUUGACGUAGCCAUACCGAACAACAAUAAUCUGCAAGAGAAACACACUGAGAAAAUCGCCAAAUACAGAGAUCUAGAAAUUCAAAUCGGAAGGCAAUGGAGAAUGGAUAAUGUUCAGACCAUCCCAAUUGUUAUAUCGACAACGGGUGUAAUACCGAAGAGUCUACUGGAAUACCUUAAACAACUAGGAACUGGCGAACAUCUAUAUAAGCACAUGCAAAAGGCAGUACUACUGGCAACUGCUCGCAGCACCCGGAAAUUUCUAGGGGAUAACUCUACAUUUCAGGUCACUUAAGGACACCGAAAAGGCCCCCACA